GUAAAGAUAUAAUGCUAAUAGAUGAUGCUAAUGAAAACAGUAAAGUAAUGCAAAUGGAUAGCAGUAGUGAUGCUGAAGGUGAAGGUCAUACAGAAGAUGAUGCAAAAAGUGAUAAUGAAGAAGACGAUGAAAAUGAUAAGAGUAAUGAAGGAAGUGAAGAAGAUAAGAAUAAAGAUGAGGAUGAAGAUAAGGAUGAAGAUAAAAAUAAAGAUAAGGAUGAAGAUGAGGAUAAUGAUGAAUGA
This is a messenger RNA of Cetraspora pellucida, 242 nucleotides long. The record is from the annotation of a GenBank genome assembly. Lineage: Eukaryota; Fungi; Glomeromycota; Glomeromycetes; Diversisporales; Gigasporaceae.